Lontra canadensis (Northern American river otter) is the source of this 7053-nucleotide messenger RNA. RefSeq names its product KIAA1210 ortholog. NCBI's taxonomy places the organism in Eukaryota, Metazoa, Chordata, Mammalia, Carnivora, Mustelidae. The record is from RefSeq and is a predicted model, not a curated record.
AUGCUGCAUUCAGAAGACAGCGAAAGGCCUCGAGCAGAAACUUUAUCUGGGUUUGUGCACCGGCCCGCAGGCGUGGGCCGUGCGUGCGGACCCCUGGCUGCCGAGCUGUUCCGCAGACAUGCCCGCGGCACCCGCCCCGGGGUGGCGCAGCGGUUCCGAAGAACCAUGGCUGGCUUCUAUGCCUGCCUGAAGAAUCAAGAUGAUCCUACUAUGGCUGAAUCCCUUAGUGAGGUUUCUGGAAGUCUGGAAGUUCUGGAGGCCAACGAUGAGGUAAAGAAGAAAUCCAAAUUCAAAGCCUUCAAGAACUUUUUUGGCAAGAAGAAGAAGAAAGAGCCGGAAGGUGCCCGGGGAGGGAGGAGGCUGAAGCCAAGCUUGUCCAGCGGCAGUAUUAACAUCUCUUCUCUGAAGCCGGUUCGGGAAGGUCAGCGUGCCGAGACCAGGGCCAAGAGCAGCAUGGGCAGCAAAGCCCUGUCCCAUGACAGCAUCUUCAUGUUGGAUCCUGAGCCUGAAAUAUCAGUGCAUAGAAUCUGCCCCUCUCCAGAGCGCCAGAGAGGCAGACCUCGACAGAGAUCUCAAGCUUCCAGAACUCUGCCUAGAUCUGGGACUAGUGAUGUGCAUGGAGGUGUUUCUGGACUUAUGUUUGGAGCUGUGCCACGAUAUGUGCCCAGAAGUGGAAUCUGGAUUGGGGGCUCCAAGGUCUCUGAGCUCCCCUCACUGCGCCGACGCCACUCAAGCAGCAGUCCCCCUCUGAUCCGAUCUCACACAACCUCUGCUGACUUUGAAGAAACCUCUGUUGAUGAGGAGUCACCUAAGAUCCCACAGAGGAAAGAUUUACCAAUCAAGAUUAUGUCAAUGAGGAAGAGCUCCUUUGAGCCCUCACCAGGACCCACCCGCUCACAGUGCAUGAGCACAUAUGCCAUGAUUGCCUCUCCCAGCCGCACUCACCUGCCCAUGAGCUCAGCAGCUCGACACAAGAUGGCCUUAAACCCCCGGAAACAAAAGAAGAGAAAGAAUCCUCAAGCCACUGGGAAAGCAAAGCAAGAGGAGCCCAUCCUUCUAGUGGCUUCUGGAGAAGAGAAGAGUACAACCAAGCCAAGAGAAGCGGACAAAUGGAAACCGAGAAGAGACGGUGCAGGUGUCUCAAGCCUGAAACGCAGCAAGAGAACCGAAAUGCAGGAUAAGAAGCCAGUGGACAAGGCUGCAUGGGCCGGCGUGGCCUGGGGUGAGAGCCGGGAGUCAGCAGCACAAGGGAGACUUCGCAGCAAACAAGGAUCGAGUGCUUCAGGAUCAACUGAGUGUGCACCCCGAGGAAGAAGGUUUAAACCAUCCAGUGGAGGGCUUGUCCCCAGUGAGAGGGCUGGGUCCCCACCCACCAAGAAGAAUGCCAGGGACUGCCGUCUCCGGAACCUGUCUCUGGAGCGACAAGUCAUGGAGCAGCCCGCGACUCAGCAGGCCCAACGUACUCCUCCCCAGGAGCCGCUUCCAAAUGGAGAUGGCAAGAGAAAGAAAAAGGCUGGUGUCGAUUUGAACACCAGAAAAGCCCCAGUGUCCCAGUUUGUACCCAAAGCCCAGGCAGAGUCUGUGGUUUGGGGUCCAUCGCCAGGCCGGGAGGACGGGGCCUCCGGAGCCGAGUGGCCAGAAGCCAGAGCUCCUCUUUCAUCGGGGACGGAAAGCCUUUCUACAACCCCGGAGGAUGUCAUCUUCUCGGUGGCUAUGGAGGCGCAAGUGUUUAUGGAUCCCUCCCACCUCCAGUCAGAAGGGGAGGAGGCUUUCAGCUUUGAUCUGCAAGCUCUCAAGUUGAAGAUGGAGUCGGUUCAAGAUAUUCCAGCCGUCUGCAGAGAAAGGUCACCCGCAAACAUUCUCCGGGCCUUCACAGCAAGCAUUUCAGGCCCGGCCAGCGCUCGGGCCGAGGGAGGCAUUUCUGCCGAGAGGCUGACUCCCAGAAGCCUUUCCUGGGUCUUGAGAAAGCCCAGAGCCGGAGACAGGUCCUCGGAUCCCGAAAGCCCGUCAGAGGAGGAGAGCGGGUCCAAGCAGCAGCUGCCCCCCCAGCGUUCUCUCCAGUCCUCAGGGAAGCCUCACGACGACCAAGACGUCUUCACAGGAUACGAGAGUUCGGCUAUGGAGCUGAGCAGCCCCGAGCGGCAGCGGGCCGCCAGAUACUUGGCGGGGGCCUUCGGGAACGCCGAAGCCGAGGAAGCAUCCUCGGAUCCAGAGAGCGCGUCGGAGGAGGAGGAGAGCGGGUCCGAGCCGCAGCGAGCUCCCAGCCACCCCUUCCAGCCCUUGGAGGAGCCUGACGAUGACCAAGAAGCCUCAGACUCAGAAAGUUCCAGCAACUCGAGCAGUUCUGAUGAGCUGCUGACUCCCACCUCAGCUGCCCAGGCUUUGGGGGAGGCUGAAGACCAAAUGUCCACAGAAUCCGAUGGCUACAUGGAGAAGUACGACAGCGCUGAAGAGUGGAGCAGCGCGGACGAAGAUGGGCCUCCUGGACCCCCUUCCCAGGCCUCGGCGAAGCCCGCAGACCAGCAACAGGUGGCCUCAGUUUCCCAGAUCCUCCCGGCGGAGUGGGGUGUGUCCGUGGAGCGGCUGGCUCUGUCCUUCUUGAAGCCGGUCCUUCCGCAGCAAAUGUCCAAGGGUUCGGCGAGGCCUCCCGCCCCCAGCAGCAGCCCUGUGGAGCCCGCGCAGCCCCGGCAGCCGGUCCAGCCCCGGCUGAGCCCUCAGGCAGAGCCACAGACCUCCGCAGGCCCCGACAGCGCAGCUGCACAGUGGGACAUUCCUCCGGAGCCACUGCCUCCCAGAAUCUGUUCCAAGCGCCUCGGGAAGCCUUGGGUGGAGCAACCAGUCUCCGAAAGUCCAGAAAUUUGUACCGCUGUCGGGCUCUCUUCCGCGGAGCUGCUGCCGCCCCUGCCUCCGAGGCCGCAUUCCCACCCGCUGCUGGAACCCAUCACGGAGCAAGCGAUCCAGGAGCCUGUGCGGGUCCCGGCUGUCGAGGGGAGCAUUUGCGUGGAGCUGCCACCUCCCCGACGUCCCUGCCAGACGGUCCUGAGGCCAGUCGUGGAGCACCAGGUGUGCCUGGGAGCAGAAAGUGCUGGGGUCGAUCAGAACGCCUCGGUGCAGCCGCCGCCGCUCCCCAGACACGACUCUCAGUCCCUGACGCGACCUCUGGUCCCACAACAGGCCCCCGACGGUCCAGAAAUGCCGGCAGCUCCUGCGGAGCCUUGGCCUCCGCAAGGCCUUGCCCAGGCCUCCAUGAACCCCAUAGCGGAGCCCAGUGUGUUCUCAGGUCUGGAGGCCACCGCCUCCGCCGCCGAGAAGGUCAUUUCGAUGGAGCCGCUGCUCCCCACAUACUCUGCUCAGGCCUUGACCAAUGCGAGAGGCGCGCAAGCGUCAGAGGCUGAUGGCAGCGGCACCGAGGGCGCAUCCGUGGAGCUGCCACCCAGAGACCCCUCGCAGCCCGCCGUGUGGCCCAAAGUCCCGCCACAGCCCGCCCCACCAGAGCCGGUGGGCGCCUCCGCCGCAGGGUGCUGCCAGCCCAGCCUGGGCCUUGCCCCGGGUGCUGCCCUGGUGCCGGGCCGGGCAUCUCCCAGAACCGUCUACUGGUCCUGGUUGAGCUCCUCAUUCGAGCAGCAGGACUCCGAGCGCGAAGAGAGCGCUGCUCUGGAGUGGGGCAUUUCUCUGGAGCCACGAGCUCCCCUGCCUCCACUGCCUCCCAGAAAGACUUCUCAGAACCCCAGGAGGCGGGCAGUGAAGCGAGCCGACUCCCAGCGAUCAGCGAGCGCCCCCCCGGAACGGAGCACGCCUCCAGAACAACAGAGCGUGCUUCCCGAACAACAGGGCGGGCCUCCAGGGCAGCGGAGCCCGCCUCCAGAACGACGCAGUGCCCCUGCCGAGCCAAAGCUUCCCAGAUGCUCUGUCAGGUCCCGGGGCAGCACAAAAGUCAAGCAACCUGUCUCAGAGGCUCUAGAGGGCGCGGAGGCCCUGAGGAGAAUUGCUAUGGAGCAGCACUCUCUCAGAAGGUCUUCUAAGACCAAAGCAGUGGUCAAGCAAGCAGCCUUCCUGGCUCCAGAAGGCUCAAUGGCCCAGAAGAGCGUUUCUACAGAGCAGCCCCCUCCCAGAAUGGCUUCGCAGGCCCUGACCAAAGCAGUGGUCAAGCAAACAGCCUUCCUGGUUCCAGACGGCUCCCUGACCCAGAGGAGAGGUUCCAUAGAUCAGCUCUCUUCCAGAAUAGCUUCUCAGGCCCCGACCAAAGCAGUGGCCAAACAACCAGCCUUCCUGGCUCCAGAGGGCUCUGUGGCCCAGAGGAGCAUUUCCUCAGAUCAGCUGUCUCCCAGAAUGCAUUCUCAGGCCCUGACCAAAGCAGUGGUCAAACAACCAGCCUUCCUGGUUCCAGAUGGCUCCCUGACCCAGAGGAGUGUUUCCACAGAUCAGCUCUCUUCCAGAAUGGCUUCUCAGGCCCUGACCAAAGCAGUGGUCAGGCAACAAGUCUCCGCGGCUCCAGAAAAGUUUGCCACCGAGAGGGUUGCUUCUACAGAGCCUUGGCCUUCCAAGAAGACUUCCCAGUCCCCUGGAAGAUACAGAGUCCAGCAAAUAUCAUACAAUUUUGAGAGUGUUGCCACCCAGACAACCAUGUAUGCGAAGCCAGUGGCUUCCAAAUAUCCUACCCAGUUCUCAUCAAGGUCUAAGGUUCAGGAGAUGUCCUCACGUAUAGAGAAUACCGUUGCUGAAAGAUCUGCCAAGAAACCACCAGUGUCCAGGCAUCCUUCCCAGUCGUUUGUGAAGUUUAUGGCAGAAAAAGUGUUUUCGGAGAGUGCUGCUAAUUCUCUAUCUACAAAUCAACUUUCCAAAUCUCUGUUGAGGUCUAAAGUCCAGUACCCAGUUUUCUUGGGCCCAGAGAAUGCCAGUACCGAAGGAGCCAUCUCUUCCAAGCUGCUGCCCCUGGCACACCCCUUACAGCCCUUGGGGAGGCCGGAAGGCCCCAGGGAAGUUAUCCCAUGUUCAGAAAGUGCCUCCACCAAGCCGAAGCAGAGCAGUUCCAAGGAGCAGGUGCCCUCCAGACACCUUUUCAUGGCACCGGCCAAGCUCAAGUACCAGCAAGUCUCCUCAGCCUCUCAGAGCUCUCCUGAAAUACAGAAGAGUUCUGAAGAGCCACUGCCUUCCAGAGGCCCUCACCAAGCCAAGGAGGAGGCUGAAUUACAGCCACGGCUUUUCUUGGCAGGUCCAGCGAGCGUCCCUGGAGAUUGGAACAGGUCUGAGGAGCACCAGCCUCACCAUUGCAGAUACCCUUGCCAGGUGUUGACAGAGCCCGAGUACCUGCCACAAGUCCAUCCGGGUUCCGUGAGUGCCGCCGCUGCGGGCGCCACCUCUGAGAGCCAUCCUGGAAUCUGGUCCCUCUCAAGAGGCCCAGCUUCUCCAAACAAGACCAGGAAAUUUCGACAAGUCUCUGAAGACCUCCCUAAGAAUACCCUGCUUCCAGAUCCCAAACCCAUGAAGCUCACUAUGGCUUCUACCAGGCAGGCCUCCACUGUGGGGGGCACUUACUCCAAGGGAGAAGGUCUCAAGAGCAGUGAUCGAAAUAACAGCCAUCCAGAUGAAUCCACCGGUGAAAUUGGUGUUGAAACCAUUUUUGGAGUUCGCCUGAGAAAAGUCCCUUCCUUGAAGAAGUACAAGAGUGAGAAACAAGAUGAUCUUUUAAAGUUUUCUUCACUCGCCUUGGGCCUGAUUUCAUCUUCCACAGAACAGCAAAUCAAAAGAAGCUUUUCACCGGGGCUCCAGGGCACUGCAGAGAACCCCAGCACAGCAUCUGACCUUGCAGAGAAGCAACAGACCAGGCCCCAAUCCGAAAGCAUGGCCAAGAAGCAACCCAUUUACAAGGUCCCAGGGAAGGCUCUUGGCCAACACUCAGAUUGUACAGCCUCAGAGCCAGCUUGGAUAACCAUGGUAAAGCAGAAGCAGAAGAGUUCCCAGGUCCAAAUUCCCAAGAAAGAGACAAAAACCAAGAACAAAGCUGGAGCCAAGCCCGAGGCCAAAGAGCCUAGACAUGGGGGAGAACUUGCGGCAACCCACAGAACACUCCAGAAGGGAGCUGGCCUUGCAACUGAAAACCAAUCCAGAAAGACUUUUGCUUCCGAUGUCAAUAAACUGGAGAAGCCGGCAGAGAAGAAGCUACCUAAGUUUACCAAAGCAGGAUUCAAAGAUCAGAAGAUAGCUCAAAUGCCUGCCAUGGCCAAAGAAACCAGGCGGUCUUCCAUUCUCCCAGCUGCGGUCCAGGCGCCAGCAGAGCCGGAAGAGCCAGUCUGGUUCUCCCUGGCCAAGGAGAAAGCCAAAGCUUGGACCCAUAUAUCGGAAAUCAUGCAGUAAACAGCUCCCGGUGGGAGGAAUUGUUGCCAAUAGUCGCAUUAACGCUAUAUAGUGAUUUAUUUCCUAUAACCACUUUCUAUUAAGCAAAAGCACCUUAAAAGUACAAUUAAAGCCAGUAAGUAUUUUAACAUAAGAAAUGCCGUGAAAGCCUAACCCUCACUCAGUACAGUCACUGCCAACAUCUGAAAACCCAGCCUUUCCUCUACAAAAGCAAUGUGACAUGAUUUACUCUGGACCACGAGCUUUAGAAGAGAGGAAGCAAAAAACAUUUUGUGAGAGCGACUGAAAGGUGGUGGUCAUUUCCCUUGAUCAAAUAAAUUCCCUCGGAUGGAAAUGGCCAGAUGAUCUGGCCCAAGGACUGGCCUUCAGGUUUCAGGAGCCUGGCUAAAUGCUUCAGUUCUUUGGUUGCUGCUCCAAGCUUCACAAAGGCCCUGAGAAGAAGUGGUGGGACGGAAAAUUCUGGGUCUCUGAGAAAAAUUUUGCACAGACAGUCCCCCAGUUAGCCAUUGCCCUUUGAGACACCACCCUUGUAUACCUGCACAGCCCCCUCGAAUCCCUGCAACUUCUAGAACGUUCUCUCUUUGCACAAGCCCCACAUUGCCAGUUUCGCAGCAGUGAGCACCUCCCUAGAAGGCAGAACAUUUCUUGACGAUUCUCGUGCUCCCCUAGAUGGUUAGCUCAUCAGUAUUUGACUUCUUA